Molecule: messenger RNA, 2043 nt
Organism: Mercurialis annua (annual mercury)
Lineage: Eukaryota; Viridiplantae; Streptophyta; Magnoliopsida; Malpighiales; Euphorbiaceae
Product: fluoride export protein 1-like
Exons: 7
Coding region: 310-1725 (471 amino acids)
Biological process (GO): fluoride transmembrane transport
Cellular component (GO): membrane
Molecular function (GO): fluoride transmembrane transporter activity
Source: RefSeq, a predicted model, not a curated record
AAUAAAAAGUCAGACCCGAGCACCACCACAUGAAGUGAACCCCGUGAUUAUCCGCUUGAAGAUACAAUACAUCCGCCAUUACUGUCGUGUUCACACAUCUGUUGAUUUAUUUCCCUCUUAAAAUCAGAGCCUUGGAAUUAUUGAAAUAUCGUUUCAUUUCUUUUGGUUUUCAUUCUAAAUCACUUAAAUCAGCAAACCCAAUUCACAAUCUCACGCUUGUUAUGUCUUCUUGUUUCAGAAUGCAUUGAUGUCACUUCUGCUUCUGAGGAUAUAUCAUAAUAAACGAAAUCUUGUAAUCUGGCUCAAGGUAUGGAGCAUGGGAUCGUUAAUACUGUUACACAUCAGACUGAAUCAUUUGAUAGAACAAGCAGUGCGGAUUCUUCUCUUAGGAGGCGUUCUUUAAGUUUGUCACAUACCCUUCCCUUUCACAUAGUUGAUGAUAUUGAAAGUGAAAAUGUUUCGGAGGCAGGUGAUAUUGGGGAUAGGGCACUUAGUAGCAAAAGACAUAGUGAGAGUGGCAGCAUCCGAGUGUCUAUUGAUAGUGCUCUAGAGAAAGGAGCGGUGUUUCCCAUUCAUGACGACAAUUUAUUAGAAUCACAUGUAUUCAAGUUUCAUGAUUCCACUGCUUCGAAUACAUUCCCAGGACCACCAUUGCCAGAAGAAAUCAUAAAUCCUCUUUCCACGGAUGCAGUAGUGUCCUCUAUGGACGAACAGCAAGAUAAAAAGGUUGCAAUAGUAUUGCCACCUACAUUGGAGUAUAUAUCAUGUCUCCUUUAUCUAUCUGUUUUUGGAAUUUUUGGGGUUUUAACAAGAUAUGUACUACAGAAACUUUUUGGGCCUAGUGUUGCUGGUGUGACGAGUGACCAUUACCCUUUAUACCUUGACCUUCCCUCUAACAUGGUUGGGUCUUUCUUGAUGGGAUGGUGUGGUGUUGUCUUCAAAAACAAUAUAGCCAGAAUGUCCGAUCAUCUAGCCAUUGGAAUAACGACUGGUUACUUGGGAAGUCUGACAACUUUCAGCGGAUGGAAUCAAAAAAUGCUUGAUCUUCUAGUCGAUGGCCACUGGGUGUUUGCGGUGGUUGGUUUUCUUGUAGGCUUAUUCCUCGCAGCAUAUUCCAUCAAAUUUGGCAUUGGGACUGCCAAGUGUUUUAAGUCACUGCUCAAAAUAUCAAAUAAAAGUGAAACUAAUACUAGCAGCAACUGGAGGGUGGACAGCUGCAGGCGUCAUUUGACAGUUAUAGGAGCUUUGGUGCUUAUGCUAGGCGUUUUAUGGAGUGUGAGUGGAACAAUGCUGAAGGAGGAGUUCAACAGCGGAAGCAGUGAGGCCCAGUUAUGGCUGGCUUGCUUAGUUGCAGCCCCUGGAGUGUGGAUCAGGUGGUUCUUGGCACGGCUCAACGGACGCGGAUUAGGAAAAUCAGUGUAUGUAAAAUGGGUCCCUUUCGGGACUCUAAUUGCCAAUGUCUCUGCAGCUUGUAUCAUGGCAGCACUUGCUACAUUGAAGAAAGCGGUGAACACCAAGACAUGCAAUACCAUAUCAACGGGCAUACAGUUAGGGUUUUUGGGCUGCCUGAGUACUGUUUCGACUUUCAUUGCCGAGUAUAAUGCCAUGGAAGAAAGCAACAAAAUGUGGAGAGCUUAUGCAUACGCUCUUGCAACGAUACUAAUGUCAUUUGGCUUGGGAAUCCUGAUUUACGCUGUACCUGUUUGGACUAGGGGAUAUGAAUAGCAUGCUAAGGUGAGUUAACGAUUCUCUCUUGUUGGUUACUACUUACAAGUGCUAGACAUUAGUAUGUAGAUGCUGAAGGAAACUGUAAUUGUGCUGCCUUGUAGCUCUAUUGUAGAUUACUAUACAACGCCUGAUAGCUACAUUUGUCCAAAUAUGAUAGUUUCUCAACUACAUGUAACAUGUGUAUAGAGUUUCUACUUGCAUUACAUACAUUCAGUUGUUUCUCCAUAAGUAGAAAAUUGGAGUUGGUACACUUUCAUUUAUGUUGAAUUGUAAAAAAUAUAUGGUACAGUAUGCUAUAGUUUUGAAAUGUGAACA